Messenger RNA from Fomitopsis serialis, 693 nucleotides. RefSeq lists its product as uncharacterized. The record is from RefSeq and is a predicted model, not a curated record. Lineage: Eukaryota; Fungi; Basidiomycota; Agaricomycetes; Polyporales; Fomitopsidaceae. Bases 1 to 693 code for a protein of 230 amino acids. The transcript is spliced from 2 exons.
AUGGGACGACGGGCGAAGUAUCUCACUCUUGCAGACAAACACGCAGCCAAGCGGUCUCAGCAGGCGAAGUAUAGUGCAACAGGGCGCGGGAAGGCUCAGCGAGCAGCACAGAGCCGUGUCCAGUACGCGUCACGCCACGGCCACUUUCCAACCCCGUUUCCCCAGAAGAUCGAAGGGAUAUCAUUCGCCGUUCUCACCCAUGCUAGGAAGCCGUUUCGAAUCCUCGUGAGCUCAACCGAGUGUUCAGAUCUGGGCCUCUAUACACGACCCUACAACCUCGUCAUCCCCACUCAGUACUCGAAGGAUUUCUCAGAAAACGACGAGCUGUUUACAGACGUAGAUCACGUCCUGAACGAGCUCACACGGAUUCUGAACUCGUGGCAAUACUGGCUGUUGAAGGAGAGCGGGCGGGAGAGGUAUGCGCUGUUCAAGACGAUCGGAGGCAAGGGUCUGGCUGAGAGACUACAGGAGGAAGUGGAUAUACGGCUGCAGAGCUGGGUGGAUGCGGUACCGAAGGAGAUCUUGACGCAGACGGCCGUUGUGAGGGUGGUCGGUACUGAAUGGGCGGCGCGAAUUGUCUGCUGCCUGGCGUUGGAACUCCAGCUUCUGGAGUCGAGUACUGUCGAGUAUGAGCGAAGUUUCUAUAAUGAAUCAUUGCCAUGGCAGAUGUUGUACCACAGCCCCGUAUGCUAG